Molecule: messenger RNA, 3639 nt
Organism: Stegodyphus dumicola
Lineage: Eukaryota; Metazoa; Arthropoda; Arachnida; Araneae; Eresidae
Biological process (GO): negative regulation of actin filament polymerization
Cellular component (GO): cytoplasm; cytoskeleton
Molecular function (GO): protein binding
Source: RefSeq, a predicted model, not a curated record
GGUAAUCUGUUUUGAAAUGCCUGAAAAGAAAAGCAACUCAGAUUCUAAUAAGAUGCCUUCAAAUCAGUGUGGCUGCUGCCCAUAUGGAUUUCAUAUAGACCGGGAUUUUGUGAGGUAUUGUGAUUCCUUGUACAAUACUGCUCAACUGGACAAAUUAAGGCAGCACAAAAGGGAGAGAAGAAAAGAAAAGAAAACUGUUGAAUCCUACUUAGGACUUGGCAACAUCUGCUCUUCACAGUAUUCAGAGCCCAACCAUACCACUGUUCGUCAACAUAAUACUUUACCCAAUGAUUUCUACUUAAAUAGUGAAAGUUUGAAAGAUGCUGUAACAGAUUUUGAAGACACCUGGCAAAGAAGUUUGAAAAAGAGUUCCAGUAGUUUUGCUGUUUCUGAAAAGCGAAAUGGCUUCAAAGUUAGCAAGGAUUUAGCUACUUGUGAAACAUCUGCCAUAACAUGUGCCUCUAUGGAAAAUAAAGAACUGUAUACAACUACGUUUCCUGCUGUUCAGUCUCGUAGUAGUUCCAUGAGCUCUGUGUCUUCAACAGCCAGUAUUUUAGGACCUAUGCCUGAUGCUUCACGUAUUUCUUGUAUGUCUGACCAGAUGACUGCUGCAAUAGCCACCUUAUCAAAGCCCAUUUCUAGUUCUUCCAAUACAGUUGGAAUUCAUAGGUCUGUACUUACUAACAUAAGAGCUCAAAUGGCUUCUAGCUUACACCGAAUGCGGGAAUUGGAAGAGCAAGUAAAAUCUAUUCCUAUUUUGGAGAUAAAAUUGUCUGCUUUAAAGGAAGAAAAGAACUCAUUAUUGAAUCAGUUAAAAUUAAAAGAAAGCAAGUUACAAAACAAGAAGUCUGUAAAUUCUGAUGGAGAUCUUGAAAAACAGUUGAAGAGGUUGGAAAAUGAAGGUAUCAUGUCUCCAACAUUAACAAAAAAGUGCCUCUUGUCUAGGAGCCAUGUGGAUAAUUUGUCAUCCCCUGUAAUUGCAUCUUGUAUAGAUGCUGCAAUGGCAAAGAAAAGUUUUCUUGAAAAGGAAAUAAUUUCUCAUAUAAAAAUGUGUGACAUCAAUAGUGGUAUAGAAAAAUGUAAAAAUAUGAAAAGUGUAGGCACUUCGUGCUCAGUUUUAACAAGAGAUAUUGGAAUAGGUUAUGUUCCUAAUAAAAGUAAAUCCAUUGGUGUUGGAAAUGAAGCAUCAUUUAUUUAUUCUCUCUAUUCUUGUAAUGAAAAAAAGUAUGACCAGUUAACUAGUAUAUCAUCAGAAUCUCUUGAAAGUGAUUCUGAAUCUGUAAAUGGCUCUUUUGAUCAUGCUAGAUUGUUCCUUCAACAAAGAAAUCUGAAAUCUCUUGUUGUGAGUCCAAUAAAAUCUGACUGUCCUAAUGUAGGUUUAAAAGAUUCAUCAACUAGUACAGAUGUCAUUUAUUUGAAUAAAUCUGUUAAUACUGAGCUGCUUCUUCCUAAAUUUAUACUAAAUAACUCUACAUUUCAAAAUAAAAGUACCUUAAUUUCUCCUUCAGUGAGGACAAAAGCUGUACAAGCAGUUGAGAAGAAAGCUGUUCGAACUAUUGGUUUGCAGAUUUCAGGAUCUGUAAAUGUAGAUAGAGAAGUGGAGAAGGCAUUUAAUCAGAAUCAAAUUUUAAAACAUAGUGUAGCUGUAGGCGAUUUUAACAUUCUUGAUACAAUCUGUGCACUUUGUUUGAAAGCAAAAACAUCUGUUGGUGUAGGAGACUCUGAUAUCAAUAUUUCAUUCUGUGAUAGAUGCCGCUUAGUUAAAACCGUUUCCACAUCUUGUGGUGAAGCAUCGAUAUAUGAUGUCUGUGAUAAAUGUUCUAUUCAUCAGAAAGAAAAUGCUGCUGUUGGGGACUUUGAUGUUAAUGAUGUAAGCUGUGAACAGUGUCAAAAUAAUAGUAUUCAGCGAAAUGAAAUGCAGUCAGUUGGAAUCAAUACAACUAUUGAUUCUUCUAGUCAUUUGAAUCUAAGUUCUGGCAUACAUAUAUGCGACAAAUGUAGUGCAACAAUUCACUCUGUUGCCAAAGAUUUGGCUACUAACACUGUUGAUUCAAAAAUUCCUAAACUUAAGCUGAAUAUUCGUUCUUCAGAUGUACCAAGUGAGACAAAAAGAGCAAGUUUUAGAACAAAAUUCACAAAAACUCAGAAACAUACUUCUAAAAGCAUUCAUGUUUCUUCAAGCGAUGACACUGAAGUGGAAUCCGUAGUUAACAGGUUUGAUUCUGAGGAUUUGGUGAGUAAAGGAAAUGACUUGAAUGAAAAUAAAGCCAAGUCUGCUGAUGAUACAGGAAGUUUUUCAGAAUGCUCUGAAAAUCUACCAAAUUUUUUAAAUUUGCCCGUGCCUCCUCGCAAAAAAACUGAGUUAAAUAAGGAAGUAAGAGCAGCUUGUAAAGUCCUCAAUGAUUAUCUUCUAAAACCAGAUCGAGGAGGUGAAAAAAAAACAUUAUCAAGUUUGAACAUCAUUCAGAAUGAAUGGUUCAAGGUUGCAAACCAGAAGAAUUCCGAUCCUCAUGUUAUAGAAGAUUAUCUAGAUGCAUUUGAAGAAUUCUCAAAAUUAUUAUUGGAGCGUGUUGUGAACCUUUCUGAUAGCAAUGGAAAUACUGCACUUCAUUAUGCUGUUUCAUAUGGGAAUUUUGAUGUUGUGAGCAUUUUAAUUGAUUCUAAAGUCUGUGAUGUUAACAAAAAAAAUAAGGCUGGUUAUACAAGCAUAAUGUUGGUUGCUUUAGCAGAUAUGAGAAAUGAUGCUCACCAUUAUGUUGUGCAGAGACUAUUCAGCAUUGGAGAUAUCAAUAUAAAGGCCACUCAGAAUGGACAAACUGCACUCAUGCUAGCAGUAAGCCAUGGUAAGAAAGAGAUAGUGAAAAUGUUGCUAGAUGUUGGUGCUGAAGUAAAUUUACAAGACAAAGAUGGAUCUACUGCUCUUAUGUGUGCAGCUGAGCAUGGACAUUUGGAAAUAGUUAAACUUUUGUUAUCGCAUCCAGAAUGUGAUCCAACUAUAGUUGACAAUGAUGAAUGUAAUGCUUUAACAAUUGCAAUGGAAGCUGGGCAUAAAGAUAUUGGGUUACUGAUAUAUACUAACAUGAACUUCUCAAGGGGUAGUUCACCUUAUUCAACACUCAAAAACAGAAAGCGAUCAACUCCAAGAUCCACUCCUCCACCUAGGACGCCAACUCUGCGUACGCCACCUCUUCCAAGUCCAUCUGCUAGAUCAACGAAUUCGAUACCGGCAUCAUUCCAUUUUCCAAGUUAAGAAAGCAGCACGCAGCUACAGUAUGUGCCAAAGUUUCCUUUUUGUUGUUGUCAUCGAGGCUUAUCAGGAAGAAAGAUAGUUCACUUAUCUCAGCUAUUCAAGCUAAAUUAAUCUAUUGCUAACAAAUUAAAAAGUUUCUAAGUGGGAAAGUUUCUUUGUAAAUUAAUCAUAGGUCUUUUAACAAAUGUGAAUUAACCAUAAUUUUCUUAACAUUUAACAGGAAUAUAGAGUAGUAUUUUUUUAAGUAAAGAUUAUAUUAAUAAGAAUUUGAAAUAUUUUGAUUUAGUGUUGGGAUAAUGUGGUAGUGUAUAUAAUGGAAUAUUUUAAAUAAUGUAUGAAAAUAUUUUUAAACUGCUCUUCACCUUUGUAAAUAAAAUUGUUCACUAAAA